AUGUUAAUGAUGGAAAAAGAGCAAGGAAAGGAGGAACAAUUUUCCAGUGUGGGGCCCACACCCAACAACUACCAGCUGUUCAUGGCUCUGGUGUUUGCAGUGAGAGAGAUCAACAAGGAUGAGGUUCUCCUCCCCAACAUCACUCUGGGCUUCAACAUGUAUGACAAUGCCAAUUGGAACAAGAGAGUUGCUAUGAUCAGCCUCUUUCUGCUCUCCAUGCGAGACAAAAUGGUUCCAGGUUAUAAAUGUGACCAGCAGGACACUCUCUUCUCUGUCAUUGGAGGCGACAACCCUAAAUUCUCAAUGCCAAUGGCCUCCAUCCUCAGCAUCUUCAAGAUCCCACAGCUCCUUCCUUACUUGAUGAAUGUGAAGUUCAAUAACACUGCUAGAGAGGAAGUCUCCUUCUCAGAAAAAGGACUGGGAUCUGCUCAUUAUGAUCUUCUCAAUUGGGUUCGCCUUCCCAAUCGAUCAAUUGUCCUUCUAAAUGUUGGCGAAAUAAAUCCCGAAGCUCCCCUAGGCCAGGAUGUCACCAUUCACUCAGAUGCAAUUGUUUGGCCUACAAAGAAGAUGCCAUUUGCCAGGUGUGGCAAGAAGAGGUGCAAGGCAGGAGAGAGAAAAAGUGUCCCAGAGGGUGAGCAGGUUUGCUGCUACCUAUGUAGCCCUUGUCCAGCUGGGAGAAUUUCUGAUCUGACAGAUGCACCUGAUUGUGAUCCUUGUCCGGAAGACCAAUACUCCAACAAGGAGAAGGUCCACUGCAUUGCCAAGAACAUCCACUUCCUUGCCUAUCAAGAAACCAUGGGAUAUGCUUUAUCGUCUUUAGCUCUUUUCUUUUCUCUGAUCACAACUGCUGUUCUGGUGAUUUUCGGUAAACAUCAUGACACACCAAUUGUCAAGGCCAACAACCGAGAUCUCACCUACAUCCUCUUGGUCUCCCUCCUGCUCUGCUUCCUCUGCUCCUUCCUCUUCAUUGGUCGACCCAGGAAGCUCAUCUGUCUCUUUCAACAAUCUGCUUUUGCUAUUGUCUUUUCCAUUGCAGUUUCCUCUGUCUUGGCAAAAACUGUCAUGGUGGUUCUGGCCUUCAUGGCUACCAAACCAGGGAACAGGAUAAGGAAACUCUUAGGAAAACCACUAACCAUCUCCAUUCUUUUAGCCUGUCCCUUGGUCCAAGCAUUUCUUUGUGCCACAUGGGUGGCAACUUCUCCCCCUUUUCUUAACAUGGAUUUCCAUUCCUUGUUUGGAGAGACCAUCUUGGAAUGUAAGGAAGGUUCAAUUUUGAUGUUUUAUGCUCUCCUUGCCUAUCUUGGUUUCCUGGCUCUUAUGAGUUUCACGGUAGCCUUUCUGGCCAGGAAAUUGCCUGACAGCUUUAAUGAAGCCAAGUUCAUUACUUUUAGCAUGUUGGUCUUUUGCAGUGUUUGGAUCACCUUCCUCCCCACCUAUCUGAGCACCAAAGGGAAGUCCAUGGUGGCUGUGGAGAUUUUCUCCAUCUUGGCCUCUGGGGCUGGUCUCUUGGCUUGCAUAUUUUUUCCAAAAUGCUUCAUUAUCCUAAUGAGGCCUAAUCUGAAUCGUAAAGAGAAUAUAAUGAGGGAGAGGAAUUGCUGA
Molecule: messenger RNA, 1599 nt
Organism: Thamnophis elegans (Western terrestrial garter snake)
Lineage: Eukaryota; Metazoa; Chordata; Lepidosauria; Squamata; Natricidae
Product: vomeronasal type-2 receptor 26-like
Exons: 5
Coding region: 1-1599 (532 amino acids)
Biological process (GO): G protein-coupled receptor signaling pathway
Cellular component (GO): membrane
Molecular function (GO): G protein-coupled receptor activity
Source: RefSeq, a predicted model, not a curated record